This is a messenger RNA of Durusdinium trenchii, 1038 nucleotides long. The record is from the annotation of a GenBank genome assembly. Lineage: Eukaryota; Dinophyceae; Suessiales; Symbiodiniaceae.
AUGCAUGGCUUGAUAGGGUCGGUAGCUCCUGCUGGACAUGCUCAGCGACUUCAACAUCUUCGGCGGACACAGUGCCCAUUUGCUUUUCGGGCACCUAUCCCUGCCAUUGGACAACGUUGGUUUGGACCGCAUGUAAAUGCCUUUGUGGCCAUGCUCGGUGCUGGCACAGCGCUGCAGCGCCGUCUAAGAACUUCAGUGCCGAUGUCCAUUGGUCCGAAGCCUGUUUGGGAUGCCACAGGUGGACCUGCCAUCCAUGGUGCUACUGGUGGAAAGCCGAGAUUGGACAAAGGAAAGCUACAUCGUGUUGUGUGGAUGUGCUGGACAGGCAACAAUCCAAUGCCACCACACCUAGAACUCUGUCUUCAAACAGUGAGAAGAAACGCGGGCUUGCCUGUGAUCCUCAUCACUCCACAGAAUGUUGCUGAAUAUGUGCCAGAUCCACAUCCAGCUUACCCAUACUUACACCUUGCACAUAGAGCAGACUACUUGCGUUGUUACCUGCUUCACAAUUAUGGCGGAGUCUAUCUUGAUGUCGACACAAUAUGCCUUCGCAGCCUUGAAGGUCUGUAUGACUUGCUUGAAAGCAACCAGUGUGAUGCAGUUGGAUAUGAUGGAGCGCAGUGGGGUGAAUUGAUAGGAGUCUCGGACAUGGGCCCUUUCCGUCCACACUCUCCCUUGACAGAGCUUUGGUUCAAUGCCUUGCAUGGGAGACUUGAGGAGAAGCUUCCAGCGAUCUUGACCCAAAGGACGGAUGUGUUCUACUGGCAGGAAAUCCUGAGAGACGUGUUCGUUCCGGUUACCCUGGUUCACAGCCAGCGCGUCAGCAAGGCACUGAUCGCAAAGAAUCCCGAGAAGGAAGAGUUGUGGGCCGUCCAACCUUUUCGAGAAGUACUAGAAGCACAAUUGAGUGCCCACGUGCUGAUUCUGAACAAUGCCAAGUACGGAGAUGAAUUGGGCCAACUGUCGGAGGAGCAGAUAUUGGGAGGUCCUGCAGUUCUGAGCCAACUACUGCGCCAUGCUUUGGGAUUGCCAGUGUAA